This is a messenger RNA of Nymphaea colorata (pocket water lily), 378 nucleotides long. Its product is annotated as cysteine proteinase inhibitor 1-like. The coding region runs from base 1 to 378 and encodes 125 amino acids. NCBI's taxonomy places the organism in Eukaryota, Viridiplantae, Streptophyta, Magnoliopsida, Nymphaeales, Nymphaeaceae. Gene Ontology annotation, molecular function: cysteine-type endopeptidase inhibitor activity. The record is from RefSeq and is a predicted model, not a curated record. The transcript has 2 exons.
AUGGCUUCUUCCAAUUCCUCAGUGACCGCUCUCUGUGGUUUUCAGCCGAUCCUGGACGUGAAGAACAACAACCAUGUACUACAGGAUCUGGGUAAGUUUGCGGUGGCAGAAUUCAAUAAGAAGCACCAAGAAGCAUCAGCCCUAGUGUUCGUAGAGGUGGUAGAGGCACAGAGCCAGGUGGUGGCCAGUAUUAGAAUCAAAGCAAAGAUGGAAGAAAGGCCUCACUUUCACACUCUUGACGUGUGGGCCGGAACCAACUACAGACUGCAUAUCGAGGCCCUCAAAGCAGGGUAUGUCAGGCACUACAAGGCUCCUGUGUAUGAGAAGCCACGGAAGGACGUCAAGACCUUGACAUCGUUUGAAUCUGUUUUCGCCUGA